AUGUCAAAAAUAAAAUUGCUGCUUGAUAAUGUUGAUGACAAAUUAUCAGAAUCAGAUAAAAGAGGAAUAAAAAGACUUAUUAAUAAAGUUAUUGGAAAUCAGACUUAUUCUAAAAAAGCUGAAUUAAUAUUUAAACAAUUGUUAGAAGACAAAUGUAGUGAAUAUAAUUAUGAACCAGUUCAACUGUAUUGUAAGGUCUGUAAAAGAUAUAAUGACUUUGAUGAAAAUGAUAAUUAUUUUUCUUGUAAUCAUUUAAGAAGACCAAUAGAUAUUGUGAAAGUUUUUGAAUUUGCACAAUAUUUAAAAGAAUUCUGCAAAGAUAGGCAAUAUCAUUAUGAAGUAGUUAGUCAUUUAUUCGAUAACAAAGAU
Molecule: messenger RNA, 369 nt
Organism: Racocetra persica
Lineage: Eukaryota; Fungi; Glomeromycota; Glomeromycetes; Diversisporales; Gigasporaceae
Source: the annotation of a GenBank genome assembly